Heterocephalus glaber (naked mole-rat) is the source of this 1995-nucleotide messenger RNA. RefSeq names its product BAG cochaperone 4 (gene Bag4). Gene Ontology annotation, biological process: protein stabilization. Gene Ontology annotation, molecular function: protein-folding chaperone binding; adenyl-nucleotide exchange factor activity. NCBI's taxonomy places the organism in Eukaryota, Metazoa, Chordata, Mammalia, Rodentia, Bathyergidae. Gene Ontology annotation, cellular component: cytoplasm; cytosol; membrane. The record is from RefSeq and is a predicted model, not a curated record.
CACUGCUGUCCAGUCGCACUGGCCCGGCAGCGCCUGCGCAAUGGGCCUGCCGUAGGGGGCGGGAAUCGGUUCUGGGCAGCAGAGCCCAUGUCGGCCCUGAGGCGCUCGGGCUACGGCCCCAGUGAUGGCCCGUCCUGCGGUCGCUACUAUGGGCCGAGGGGUGGGGAUGUGCCGGUGCACCUCCCUCCGCCUAUGUACCCUCCUCUUCGUCCCGAAUCUCCCCAGCCCCCCAUUUCCUGGCGGGUGCGCGGGGGCGGCCCUGAGACCACCUGGCCCGGAGAAGGCGGAGGUGGCGAGGGCUACUAUUCCUCUGGGGGCGCCUGGCCGGAGCCGGGUCGAGCUGGAGGAAGACACCAGGAGCAGCCACCAUAUCCUGGCUAUAUUGCUAACUACUGGAAUUCAGCUGCACGACCAAGGGCCCCAUACCCAAGUACAUAUGUUGUGCGACCAGAGUUACAAGGCCAGAGUUUGCAUUCUUAUGCAAAUGGAGCAUAUGGUCCACCAUACCCCCCUGGUCCUGGGACAAAUACUGCCUCCUACUCUGGGGCUUACUACCCACCUGGCUAUAGUCAGACCAGUUACUCUACAGACAUGCCAAGCGCUUAUCAUUCACCAGGCAACAGCCCAAGCCCAGUCUCUCGUUGGAUGUAUCCACAGCAGGACUGUCAGAAUGAAGCGCCACCUCUUAGGGCACAGGUUCCAGGAUAUCCUGCUUCACAGAACCCUGGAAUGACAAUGCCCCAUUACCCUUAUGGGGAUGGUAAUCGUAAUGUUCCGCAAUCAGGACCAACUGUACGACCCCAGGAAGACACGUGGGCUUCUCCAGGUGCGUGUGGGAUGGGGUCCCGUUACCCCUGGCCUUCAGCUGUGCCCUCAGCACCACCCGGAAAUCUCUACAUGACUGAAAGUGCUUUGCCGUGGCCUAGCAGCGGCUCUCCUCAGCUACCUCCUUCACCACCCCAGCAGCCCAAGGAUUCCUCAUACCCCUAUAGCCCAUCAGAUCAAGGCAUGAACCGGCACAACUUUGCUUGCAGUGUCCAUCAGUAUGACUCGUCGGGGACAGUGAAUAACGAUCAUGCAGACCCUUUGGAUUCCCAAGUGCAGUACAGUGCCGAGCCUCAACUGUAUGAUAACACCUCCACUGAACAGCCCAGCAGUCAAGAGCAGAAUAGUAAUCUCCCUGAAGAGGGUUUAUCUUCAGACAAAAGUACUCCUCCAAGUAUAAAAAAAAUCAUACACGUGCUAGAGAAGGUCCAGUAUCUUGAGCAGGAAGUAGAAGAAUUUGUAGGAAAAAAGACAGACAAAGCAUACUGGCUUCUUGAAGAGAUGCUAACAAAGGAACUUUUGGAACUCGAUUCCGUGGAAACUGGGGGCCAGGACUCUGUCCGGCAGGCCAGGAAAGAGGCUGUUUGCAAGAUCCAGGCCAUACUGGAAAAAUUAGAAAGAAAAGGAUUAUGAAGGAUUUAGAAUGAAUUGGAAGCCUGUUACUUGGCCAAAGAACUCUUGAUUUGGGUUAGUUACUGAUGUUUUGAAAUGCCCGUUGAUGACAUGAAGCAAUACAUUCCAACUUUCCUUUGAUUUGAAAUUUGAAAAACUGGCAAAGGAAUAGAAGAGUAUUUCAUCUAGAAGUUUUUUCAGUUUUCAGACGAAUGAAUGUAAUAGGAAGCUAUGGAAUUGUCAGUUUUUGCCAAGUAGACUCACUUCUUCUUAAGAAAUUUAUAGAUAUUUGCAAGCUGUUUCUUAUCAUCAGGAAGGGAAAAUACUUUGUGUAACAGGCUAUCAGAAACCUAGGAGAGAAAACUGGAUAUAAUCUGAGACAAACAGGUUCUGUUUUUGUAAACAUAUGAAUAACUUGUUACAUUUUUGUACAUUGUGACUGCUUUGAGCUGCCACUUCAUGUGUAAAUUACAGCUUAGACUUUAGCCUUCUUGGACCUCUGUUUUGUUUUGUUUGUUAUUUGCAAUUCACAAAUACAGUAUUCUCUACUUCUUGGUA